GCCAUAGCUAGAGUAGUACUAGAGAGAGAGAUUGGGCGGAGACCAGGGAUGCUUACCUGCAGUGCCGUUGCUCCAGCUUCGUCUUUGAGGUACCUGCAGCGCAGCGCCAUCUUCACAGGUCGCUGAGCUGGCCGAAGUGAUUGCAGCGUCCUGUAUUUAGGCCGGUUGUGUAUUUAGCACAGUGUAGUCAAAAUGGGUAGAUCGAAAAAGUCAUCCCGUGGGCAAGUUUUGGCGGGCAACCCUGCCACGAGUGGGACUGCAGUAAACUCACCUUCAUCUCAGUGCUCCACAGCCUUACUCGCCUGGAAUGGCCCGCAGCAGAUGGUGCCAGGUGCAGGGAUGCAGAGGCCAGCUCCAUCCAUGUCAACAUGGGCCAAAGGAUCAGUGGCUGGAGUGGGAGGGGUUGAUGGAGAGUCCAGUUCUGACCGUGAUUGGCCGUCAUUUGGUGGAGGGAAGCUGUCAGCUGGAGGCCCGCAAGGGCGUGGACCUGUCUCAUAUGAAGGUGGCUCUGUGAACACACCUGGGUGGCCUGGAAAUUGCCCAGCAUCAUGCAUAAAGGGGGAUAUGAGGACGCAAGCUCCCUGGCAUGGAUCUGAUCGAGGACCGCCACCUGCGAAUUGCAUGGUUCCAGUGGGUGCCACUGACAGUGGGGCAGUACGCAGCAGGUCGAACAGUGAAGCAGAAGGGCAUGGCGUGGGUCCAAGUCAUGGUCCUUGGAACUCGGCAGCUCUAAAAGGCAGUUGGGGCAGUGGACAGAUAGAAGCGGCAAGUGGUGGAGGAUAUGGGAGCAGGGAGUUCCAGUUGGAUCAGACGAAGGAGUCGUCCUGGGGGCCUGGUCGGAGUGGUAAUGAUCAGCUAUGGUCUGUGGCAAGUCCUCGGACAGGGGACACAGCAUUGUUCAUCCCAGGAUCCGUGAGGCCCUCCAUAAUUGCUGGUGCCAGAAACAAGUUGUGCAGUGGUUCUCACGAUGAUGAAGCAGAGGAUGAAGACAAUGAGCUGGAAGCAUCUGAUGUGGACAUUGAUGAAGACGACGAGUGGGAGAUAACUGAAGAUGAGCAUAGGUGCUACGAAAAAAAGUUUUAUGGUGGAUUUAUGGAAAGCCUUCGCAAAAUGGACACUGACAGGUUUGACUCAUCUAGUUGUGAAGGAUGUUGUCCUGUGUGUAAGACAGUUGACCAUUUUGUGAAAUUGUCCUCCUUUGAGCAGCAUGCGAAGACAAAAAAGUCAAGGAGACGAGCACACCAAGCAUUCGCGAUUGCAAUUGCAAGAUUGAGGGAGGCGAGAGCGAAGGAGGGAUCAAGUAGCAAGUUGUCGUCGGCAGCACAGAUUUGGAGGUCCUUGGAGGCGAGCGCAGAUGUCCAAAUUGUCUGGCCUCCAUGGGUUAUUGUUCAGAACACGAGGAAGGACAAAGACGCGAGCGGCAAAUGGGUGGGGAUGGGUUCGAACGAGCUCCGGCCUCUCUUCAAACAGUAUGUGAUCGAGAAAGAGAAGCAUUCGUAUGGACCCGAUGGCCAUCGUGGGAUGAGUGCGUUGGAGUUUGAGAGCACCCCUGCUGGCUACCUGGCAGCUCUGGACCUCGACGAACACUUCCGAAAUGAGGGAAAGGGACGAAAGGAAUGGGAGUCGGCGAGAAGGGUGCUGAGUGGAUCAGUGAACAAUGACGGUUCCCAAAAGAACCUGUUUGGCUACCUGGCAACGGAGAAAGACAUUACAGAGUUCAAUCGUCACUGCAGUGGGAAGAAGAACCAGAGAGCAAUAAAAUACAACAUGGUCAGCCGGCGUGAAAUGGUCAUAGAGCCACAAAGGUGCAAGGACGAAGAGAGCCGAAAUAUCGACGAGUUGAAGUCCAGAGCCAUGAUUGCUCAGGAGACUGCUUACAGUCUUGAACGACAAAAGAAAGAGGCAGAACGACAAAAGAAAGAGGCAGAGCAACGAUACAGUCAGGCGACAGAGGAACUAAAUACUCAGAGGGAUUGGUUUCGCGGGCAAGAGGAAGUACACAGAUCUAAGAUGGAGGCGCUUCGGCGGUUCCAUGAGGAGAAGCUUAAGCAUGCACAAGAGGCACAAGAGCAGAAAGUCCGGGAGCUGCUGAAGAGACAGCAAAAGGCAGUUAAACGUGACGAGAACGAGAUUGAACAGCUAAUUCAGUCAAGGAACUUGACAGAAGAGCAAUCGUCGAAGUUGAGUGGCGAAGUGUUGGUUCAAAAGGAAGGGAAGAAGUUGAGGCCAGUCGAGUACAUGAGCAAGAAGAUGCCAUCAAAGAAGUUGGCGAAGUCCACCUACGAAAGGGAACUCUACGCCCUCUCUACGGCACCUGUCCAUUGGAGACACUAUUUGUUAGGAAGGUUCUUCUAUCUGAGAACUGACCAUCAGACACUCAAGUGGAUCAAGACACAUCCUGUUCUCUCUGAUGCACUCAAACGCUGGAUUGAAGUCGUAGACCAGUAUGAUUUCAAGCUAGACUAUGUGAAAGGAGAGUAUAACAAGGUUGCGGAUGCGCGGUCACGUGGAAAGGUCGUCAGCAAGAUCGACCUCAAGUCUGGUUACCACCAGAUUGAAGUCGACCCUGCUGACCAGCAUAAAACUGCGUUCAAAACUCACGAUGGCCUGUACGAAUUUAACGUCAUGCCCUUCAGUCUCACUAAUGCACUAGCCAUCUUCCAAAGUCUCAUGGACAAUGUGUUCCGCAGUCUGAUUAAUCGAUUUGUUGCUGUUUAUUUGGGUGACAUACUAGUCUUCAGCAAGUCGAUGGAGAAGGACAUGAGACACCUUGAGGAAGUGUUGCAGAUCCUCAAGGAUGCGCAGCUUAGGGAAAUCUGAGUUUGGGAGGGACAGCGUCAUCAACCUUCAACAUCUGUUGUCCGCCGCAGACCUAGAGCCCAAGGCGACCAAAGUCGACGUCAUCCGCAAAUGGCCUCAACCAACAAAUGUCCAAGAAUUGC
Messenger RNA from Chara braunii, 2942 nucleotides. The record is from the annotation of a GenBank genome assembly. NCBI's taxonomy places the organism in Eukaryota, Viridiplantae, Streptophyta, Charophyceae, Charales, Characeae.